AUGGAGCUUCACGAGGCGAUAAUGUUCUUCGACGUGACACUGCUCCUUGCAUCCAUCUCACCGCAGUUGGUGUGCAAGGCCCUGGGGUGCGUCCUGCAUGGAAGUAUGGCAAAUCACGGGCAUGUCUUUACUGAUCUUGUCAUCAUAUUUAAGUAGUCUUACAGGCCUAUGCCUCCCGUCAUUCCGGGUAAAUUGUACACAUAUAUCUGCAUUUAUGCUGCACCAGGUAAUGCAGUGACAUAUGUGUCGAUGGUUUACAAUUGACAACAUCUAACUACAUUUUCUUCUUUCUGAAUCAUUAUAGAAAUUGCAUGUUUAUGCUCAAUCGUAUUAUUGGACGCAGAGGACUGCUCGUCUGUGGCCGACUACUGCGUCCUUUCGUCGGCAGUUUCAGCAACGUCUCAUCUCCUCCCUCCUCUCCAAUUAACCUCAGGGAUCACAACAUCAAUCACAUGUUUGGUGCCUACGAGGAGGUUCUUUCCAUGCAGAUCCACUAUCUUCGUCAUGGCCGAGGAGCCAACAAUAUCCUCCUAUUUCCCGGUCCAUUCGGCUCCAUCAGGACUGAUUACAUGGACUUCCUACAGCGUCUUAACUGAACUGAGUACGUUCCCUGGGGCUGCUUGACACUGUGUGUUUUGACCAACUGGUGUAGAUAUAGACGGAGAUAGGUAUAGAAAGUCGCACUAUGAUACAUCAUAUAGAAGUGGCCCAGUAGCCGACGACUACACUAUGUACGCUGUUGGUUCACACUCAAGAUUGGGUAGACCAGUUUGGUAAGCGUGAAUAUUCGUAUACAACAGUCAUUGUGCUGUCUGCAAUGCAGGAUGUUGUGACGAAACUAGCAAAUCUGCCACUACACACACAGUUAUGAUCAUCAAUGGAGGAUGCUGAAGUGAGAUCACCUGUCACGAUUAUCCAUACAUGCUCUGGACAUGGGACACAAAUCUACUAAAUUUAUGCUCGAAGGAAGGGUAUAAUUCGGCUUUAAAAAAGUUCCUAAUUGUUGGACUUUCAAUAUCGUUCAAAACGGAAUUAUACCUUUCCCUCGAGCAUAAAAUUAGAAGAAGGCGUAAUUAUCUACCGAAUGAGCAGAAGAAUGAAUACUUUUGUGCAUGUUUUCCAUUAAAUAUAAUUGGACUAUUCGGGGCAUCGAAAGUCAAUGAGAAAAUGUUAUGCUAAGUAAGUAGUCAUUUUUUACAGAGCGCAGUUUUUGUAUGCAACCGGAUGGAAGUUCAUUCGAACGUCGGCAUCCUGAGGUGACUGAACUAUCAUGUUGCAGACUAACUAGUUUUACAAACCUACUUAAUUAAUCUUUUCGAAACGAAAACGCAUUUCGAAAUUCCCGUUGACAUUUCAUCAGUUAGUAGACCUACUGUAAUUCAUGCAUGCGUGUAGUCUGGAGAGAUUCUCUCGGACGUCACUUUUUAAAAUUUUGCGAACUCGCCCACCAGUUGUACGUCUGACGACGACGACGACGAUGACGACAACGACGACCUAGGGCAAUAACUUUUAAAAUAUCCGAAAAAAAGUUUGUUGUUUCCUCAAAUGACUUCUUCAGCUUGAACAUAUACACACACGCAAGGAAGGAAAAACGUCAAGGACUGGGAUGACUUCACGUGGCCCAUGAGAACAUCUUCGUUUACAGUAGGCCAGAUGAUCUGGAAACACAAUAACCCUUAUUGCGCGCACAUGUUCGAUACAGGUUCCCCAGCUCAUUGUCAGACUUAUGGGACACACACAAAAACUGUUCACCCUUUAACCCUGUUGAAGAUGUGAUUCUGCAGUUGGCUGAAGCUUGCGCCAUUGCACGUCAAUUGCAUUUCUUCAUGCCCUCGACAUUGGCUACACUGGCUUUCAUUUGUCCCUGAGGAACUUGUGAGUGGCAUCUAAACCGAGAUGCCGAUUGAUGCAGGGCACAGUUGAUUGAAUUACUUCCAGGAAUUCACAGCGCAUGCUUAUUGGUAGAUGGACGCCAAUUUUUUUGAUCUCACCGUGCAUAAAUUUAAAAUGCACUAAAGUCUGUCAACGGAAUGCAUUAUUAAGGCACUCCCUAAAAGGGUAACUUAGUGAUCGAAGCAUGUUAACUUUUGUUGUGAACGCUCAUUUUCAUGAACGACGAGGUUUCAUGGGAAAAACGCCUAAACACUCACUACUUCGGUAAAUGCCUUCAAUAAGUAUUUUAUUUCACAGGUUUCAGUAAACACAUAAUACACUGUCCGUCUUUAUAAUGCAAUCCAUCUAAAACACUAAAAAAUCUCAAGGUAUGCAGGGAUGACUCAAGGCUGACCUGAAAUUCAGCGUAAUCUAGAACAAACAAGACGUCCGAAUUACUUUUACGGAAGAAAAGUCCUGGCAACAUGGCAUCCCAGUUGGUGAAAUCAAGUGAAAUCCUCUUAAAGGAUAUUUAAAUGUGAAAUUAGCUAAAAGACCACUUUCAGACGUUAGUCUUCUUGUACUGCUUAAUUUACUCGUUUUCCGUAUGAACAGACAUUCCUUUCAUCUAGAACUGGAUUUUACACGAUUGCAACCAUCUUUGACUUUUUCGGAUUUUUCUGCAUUUCUUAAAAAAUCCAUAUUUCUAAGCAAUCUACCAUUAUCUAUGAUUAAUAUAGACAUAGGGUGCAUGCAUUGGUGUCGGUUAGCGAGUAAUUAGCAGUCUUUUGUAAAUUUCGACACUUUGCAUUAGCUAGGUCACAUAGUUUACACCAUUUCCCCGUAAAGCACCUUGUCUUCAUCAUACACCCACGCGCAUAUGUGUAGAGUAGUCGUACUGCCUGUGAUGAACAAUCACUCCACCUCUUGAAGGCGCAAAUUCGCUUUCGGUCGCGUAGCCGGCAAACCAAGCACUGUCAGAACGAAUCAGUAGCGCCACUGAAGGUCACUUGCGAAGGAGGAUGUGUUUGAAGUCGGCCUGAGCAACAUGCAUUCAUUUGGCCUUCGUGGUGAGCACGAGGGAGAGUUUUGAAUGUGGGAAUAGUAGCAGGUUAUACUAGGGGCUGGUCUGCCCGCUAUACUACUGCAAAUAUCCUACGCCAGGGAGUUAGUCUAUAGAUGGUCACUGCAGGACAACCCUUUUGUGCCGUGUGCCCAUUCGUGUAAACCAUGCACAGCAGAAACGCCUUCCGCAGCCUGCUCACAAAGCACUUUUGCCCGCCUUUCCCCCUCCGCCCACCCACUUUUGGUUUACCGCGAUAGCCUUCGAUCCGCCCGGCUGCGGUUUCAGCAUUCCCCCCGACCGCGAUUUGAGUGAUCCGCAGAUCCUGCUGCAGGAUGCCAGAGUUAGCGUGAACUUGAUGCGCCAGCUGGGUCAUCUGCCCUUCCCCUGCGUGGGCUGGUCAGAGGGCGCUCAGUCAGCCAUCCGGGCGGCAUCGGAAUUGAAUACUGACGGUUAGUUACAUUUUGAUUGGCCAAUUCUGCUGCUGGCACAUCUGCUUAUUUGUUGUUCUAGAAUGCACUUAUUGUGGACGCUGACAGUGACAGUAUGUCAAAUGGCCCGUUGCCUGGCGUCAUUAUUUCUUGACCUCUACUCCCUACACACUCACACACGCACACUACGCGCGGUGAAUGAAACGAAACUAGUUCCGAUUUCCCACAGACUACUAAGAAUACCUGAAAGGACACAUCAGGAAGCAGCCCUUUCAGCCUGACCUUCCGUUCUGGGAGGGACCGAGGUGUCCCGCCAAGCUACCAUUUUUUCACUUCAAUGGGUCACGGAAUGCCCCCCUAGACAAUUAAUUUCUCCCGAACAUGAAGGCGGGAUGAUGUGAAAUGCUGCGUGUGUGUGUGUGUGUGUGUGCCCUCAAAACGGGCCGCGUGUUAGAUGCGCUGGACCAACACGGGGGCCACAUCGGACUCUGGCAGGCGUUAUCUGUGCGCAAUAACAAAUGCCAACAUUUGCGGGGUGCGCUGGCGGACCCUGUUGUCGGCAUUCGUCGCACAACUGGACCACUGCCUCCACCCCAUUGUUUUGUGGUCAAAAUCCUGGCCAUUGAUGUGUGGACCAGGGGUGUGGAGUGGAGCGCCAAGGCGAAGAUCCGUCCGAGCCAUCCACCUGCGGCCUCCCCCGUCUCCGGUCUUCUUGACUCUGUCUUGACACCGGGCCCAGGCGGAGGAGGAGGAGGAGAGAGUGUAGGUAGAUGCUACGCAAGUCUACUGGCACUAUAAACCCCUGCGUAAGUCACCGUCCCUGCUCCCACCGCUGCUGCAGCUGUGGGGCACACGGUGGACAUCGUCGAAAUCGACGGUCGAACUGUCGUGUGUUGUGUAGUGGCGGACUGGUGGGCUGGGGACGGGCUGAAGCAGCACCUUCCACGGCCCUCUCACGCAUGUGAGAGUCACGCCGUUCAACCCCCGUUGUGUGAAAUCCUGGUAUAUGUGUUUGUAUGGGGGGCCUGGUCGUGCACGUGGCGCACCUGCUACCUGCUUAUUGUACGCAUACAUACGAAGGAAGCUUAAUUCAUGCAUUCAGACUCGAUUGAGGGCCUGGUGGUGUGGGACCUGGAGGGAGAUAUUGGCGCAGAGGACGGAUCGGGGAAUGGUGGUCAGAUUAUGGAUGGCAACCCCGAUUCGGUGGACUCCUUGCCAGACAGCCGUCGUCUUCCGCUGCAGGCUGUCUAUGGUAGAGCGUACAUGCGGGAUAGUUGGCCUGCCUACGUUGAGACAAAGGAGCUCCGACGUAUGGGUCCUGCCGAUCUCCGCUGCCUGCCACAGCGUCUCCUCCGGAUGCCCCUACUGCACAUUGCAUCUCGGCACUCCGAGGCACGGCGACACCAUGAUGCCAACAGUCAAUCAACUGAAUCGGCUCUCCUCGCCUGUUCGUGCUGCUGUUCAACCCUCUGGCCCGACAAGUCUGACGCGGAACGGAAGGCUGGCUGGCAGCAGCCACACAAGUUGCAUGCUGAUUUCUUUCAGUCCUCUGUCGAAAACUUUAUUCUCGAAUCUAUUCACUAG
This is a messenger RNA of Spirometra erinaceieuropaei, 4950 nucleotides long. The record is from the annotation of a GenBank genome assembly. Lineage: Eukaryota; Metazoa; Platyhelminthes; Cestoda; Diphyllobothriidea; Diphyllobothriidae.